AUGUAUCGCCUCUCCUGGAAGUAUUCAGGUAAUAGCUAUCGGCUACUAUGGAACUCACCAAUUUGUGUGCAGGUUCAGUGUUUUCUCUUCUCCAUAUUUACUGAUUUGAAUACUGCGAUCAAACAAGACAUCAUGGAAUACAGAGGAAGAAAGAAAGAUGGUAUAGAGCAGUUCAUCGAGCUGCCGCAGAUAAUCCGAGAAAACAGUCUUUCGCAACUUCGAUACAUGAUCCUCAUCGAAGGCUUGGGCAUCCCUGAAGGAUAUGAACAAUGCCCCUACCGUUCUUAUGUUUGGUCAAUUAUGUGCAAAGUGCCAGUCUUUCCCGUACAAAAAUACGCCAAGUUGAUAAACAGCAUCCCAAAGAAGCUUUCACCCGAACUAUAUCUGAAGAUUAAGAAUGACACUUUCCGAACAUUGAUGAAUGACCGUACAUUCCACUCCAAGGUGAGCGAAGACGUGCUAAUGAGACUUCUUGCCGCUAUAGCCAUCUCAAUACCUAACAGUAAAGUGGGGUAUGUCCAGGGAAUGAAUGUCUUGCUUGCCCCAAUAGCAUAUGUGUGUCAUAAAAGUGAGCCACAGGCGUUUGCUAUUUUCCACCAUCUAGUCACAGAACAAAUCCCCUUAUACAUCACUCCCAAUUUGGAUGGUGUACACACAGCUCUAAGUCUUGUGGAUAUGGUACUAAAGAUCAUUGAUCCUGUGCUCAGUUCGUAUCUUGACUCCAAAUUUUUAAAGGCAGAGAUUUAUGCAUUUCCUUCGGUGCUAACACUAUGCGCGUGUACGCCUCGCUUGAAGUCUGUAAUCAAACUUUGGGACUUUUUAUUUGCAUUCGGAACGCAUAUGAACAUCUUGUUUAUCGUGGCUCAGUUGAUCCUCAAUAGGUCAACUCUCCUCCAAACUCCACAGCCCAUGAAAAUCUUGAGAAGCUUCCCAAAUUUAGAAGAAAAUGACAUAAUCAAGCUUAGUCUAAGCUUCAUCCCUGAAAUCCCCAAAGAGCUAUAUGAUCUUAUAGCAAGACAUGGGUAUGACAAACGCGUUCCGGAUGAAAUAAAAGCAUUUCAAGAAAAAAAUGGUCUCUAG
Molecule: messenger RNA, 1080 nt
Organism: Clavispora lusitaniae ATCC 42720
Lineage: Eukaryota; Fungi; Ascomycota; Pichiomycetes; Serinales; Metschnikowiaceae
Source: RefSeq, a predicted model, not a curated record